ACUGCGCUGAAAGUCACUAAAGUUGGAUGGCACCGUAAAAAUCUCAAAAUUUUUGUGAUUUAUCUUCGAUAGUGACGCGAUUUCGUCAUUGCUAAAUGAUUUUAUGCUGCGUUGCAACCGAACUUGAGUGAUUGUUGUUACCGGCUUUACCUGAGGUGAUAAGGAUAAAUUUACCGCUGAUGCAUGAAAUACAACGCAACCAGGACUGACUUCCCUUUAAACUCAUACAGAACAUGACAUCAAUAGCAAACAGGGCAAUGAGUUUGUAAAGGAUUAAACAACAGCACAGUGGCUUCACCUUCAGGCCGCUCAGAGUACUGCAGCAGCCGAUCUGCUUCAUGGCCACGGCUCCAGACGUCUGCAGUACGUAUGACUGUUACAAUAAGAUAAACGUACAAUCAGGAGGCAGUGAGGUGACGCAAAAGACACAUGAGAUGGAGGUCAGAAGUCACCUGAUAACUCCAGGAGCUCCCGAGCUGCAGGUCGGUAUGGACAGUAAGCACCGUGCCGAGCGGAUGAUAGAGCUGCAGGAGAGACGCAGAAGCCUGCAGACGCUACUGAACACUCGACUGGCAGAUCUGAGACGCUUGUGUCUGCAAGAGGCGGAACUGACAGGUGAAGUUCCUCAUGAAUAUCCUUUAGAAACCGGAGAGAAACCUCCCCACGUGCGACGUAAAUCUGCUUUGUCCCGCAGUGCUUCCAAACAUAACGCCAAAAAUGAGGAAGAGGACGUCUCUCAGCGCAAGGCAAAGAAAACUCUGUUUAGUGGCGCCCUCCGCAGGCACGUUGAUUCAGAGCAACAUCCUUCACAUGGCAAAAGAACAGUUCAUAGAGGAUGCCACACAGAUAACACGGUGAAGUCAGAGAGCAGCUCCACAUCAGAUUCAACCAAUCAGGACACUGAAGAUGUCUCUGACAGAUUGUCGCCCUCGCGCACCCGGCACGUCUCAGACAGCCCAGACAGCAGAUUUUCUCGAAAACUCUCACCUGUGGAAAUCUACUAUGAAAUAAAAACCCGCCGCAGUUCAGUGGCGAGCUCAGCCAGCCCGAGUCAUUCUCUUACAAGGAGUGUGUCAAAUUUGGAAGGCAGAAGUGUACCAGCAACUCCACUCCUAUCCCGAAACGGACAAACAGGAGCACACAUCAGGUCAGAAUCCUCCAGCGCCACUGCUCCUGUGAAGCAGUGGUCAGAUAACCCAGAGGCGUCCCAACCGGCGCCUUCGCAGUCUCAGGAUCCCCCAACCUCCUCAGGGUCCUACGAGCAGGGUCCGCAUGGCUCCCAAACACGACGCAGCAACAGCUCAGAGACGCUGCUCGACCGGAACGGCACCGCGGCCGAAGAGGGAGGUCAAAGGUCGGGAGUGCCCGUGCGAAACGGCUCGUACAAGAGCUCGGAAGCACAGAUGGAACAGGCACAGUGGAACAACCCCGACCAGCAGAUCAACGGACACGCAGAACUGGGCCGCGUUCGCGCGAGUCGAGCAACGAACGCAGGUGGCGGUUACAGUGAGAUCCUAAUGGAUUACGUUUGGGGAAAGCAGCAGAAGAUGCAAGCCCACCGACAGCAAAGACUGCAGAACGGUUCAAAAACGAGGGCGUGGCCAGAGGGUUCCAAUGCUCCGCCCCCUCCCUACAGGAAUGGGAUUCCACAAUCCCAGCAACUCAUUUUGGGCACUGGCCCUCCGGCCUACAGCCCUCUAAUGUUGAGGGGGAAGCCCGGCGAGCCGCGGAGGGUCAAAGUGAGUCGCACAAAGUCCUGUGGCCCGUUUGUUCCCCUCCAGCAACACCAGCAAGAAUCCAUCAUGCUCUCUGCUUAUACAGACAUACCCGCAUCCAACGUUACGCAUAACCAGCAGAACGACCACCCUCACAGACCGCCCUACUACCCGUUUGAGUCGUCUGCCCCCACGACUCCCGAUGACCCCACACGCAGCCUGCACAAAGCCCUGGCGCUGGAGGGGUUGAGAGACUGGUAUCUGAGGAACGCGCUGGGUCAGGCGGCCAACGGGGGAAAGGGAAAAGACGGGACGCAGACGCAGCGCCGCCGCACCACAUCCUCGCUGCACGGCUCCCACCCGCAACCACCCAUCAAACACCAAACACAGUCAUUCCAGGGAGACACGGUUUAUCCACAACUGCCCCAGUCGGCCACGUUUCAUGGUCAUCCGCUACACACCAGGACGAUGGAGCGUUCUACGUAUCAAGAUACCUUUUCAUCUAAAAUGCAGGAUGUGACACUUAAAGAGACUGAAAGACCCGGUCCAGGCACGCUGGUCUAACAUGCAAACAAACCAAACCCCUGCACACACACACAGACAUGGGCUCAUCUCAUCAAACACAGAGACUAAAGCAAACACCAGCUUGUGUGUGUGUAUGAAAUGACAAAAUAGCAGAAAGACUUUUUGAUUCUCUUGAUUAAAUAAUUUUGACAGAAAUCAGUCCCACCUUCCUUUUAGCUACGUUUUCAUAGGACCCUUUUGCAUGGGAUCAAGCUGUCAUUUUAUUUGUGGACUUAUGUUAAACUUCCCUUACAAUCAACAAAAGUGGCAGCAGGUUCUGCCAGAGGUUAAAUCAAAUACAGACCGCUAACGUUUGUCAACACAUUCCCAUUAGCAGGAACAAUUUCUAUGCCGUUUUUGUUUCAUGGACCGUUCUCAAAAAGCUUUGUCCCUGUUUUAUUGUUUUAUUAUGAAAUCAUAUUUCUAUGCAAAAUACAAUCAAAAAGACAAAACCCGUGAUUAAGAAAACCCAAGCCGAAUAUUAAACUUUAGACUGUUAGAGAGCUAAUUCCUGCAUUCAAAAUCACAUACUGAAUUAAAUGAAGUAUCUACACUGUUAAAAAAUGCAGCAUUUUGUCAAAUAAACAUAUAUAUUUUUAUGUUACUUUAACUUUAACAAAUUAAGUUAAACAAUUUCAACUUCUUUUUAUACUUUUAUGUCAACCUAUCACAGGUAUAAAACUUCAAAUAAUAGGUUGAAUUGACUUGUCAUGCUGCAUUUUAACAUCACGCCAAAACAGUAGGUUCUUAUAACGGAUGAAUAUGGGUAGUGUAAAUGGCAUACUACUACUACGACAAAUUUGGACAUACUACUCACCUCGCCUACUGAUUUUCGCCUACUAUAUAGUAUAAAGGUAGACGAUUUUGGACGCAGCAAAUUACUAGUAUUUAAUAAAAUGUAUAUUUCUGUAAUCUUUAUUGUUUAAUUUGAAUAUGGAAGAAUAUAAAGAUGCUCAUUCAGGGUGAUGUCAUUAAAAAUGGCACAACGGUCGCUGUGCGGCUCAAAAUAUAUCUGUAUCACUCAUGGUCUCUAUAACCUCAGGAUUAAUGAUAUACUUUACCAGUAUUACCAAACGCAAUGUUGAAGAAGACACAAUAUAGCUAGAUUAAAGAGACAGUUCACCCAAAAAUGAAAAUUCUGUCAUCAUUUACUCAUAUAUUCACAUAUUUAAACAUAUUUGUAAUGAAGCAGGAAACAGAAGCACCAUUGACUGCCAUAGUAAGAAAAAAUACUACUAUGGAGGUCAGUGGUGCUCAAAAACAGUUUGGUUCUCAAAAUUCAUUUACUUAACCCUCAAAUGAUAAGUUUCUUUGUUCUGCUGAACACAAAGGAAGAUAUUUGUAAUAAAGCAGGAAACAGAAGCACCUUUGACUUCCAUAGUAAGAUAAAAUACUGCUAUGGAAGUCAGCGGUGCUCAAAACAGUUAGGUUACAAACAUUGCUCAAAAUUCACAUACUUCAUCCUCAAAUGAUACGUUUCUUUGUUCUGAUGAACACAAAGGAAGAUAUUAUGAAGCGGGAAACAGAAGCACCAUUGACUUCUAUAGUAGUAUUUUUUCCUACUAUAGAAGUCAAUGGUGCUUCAGUUUCCUGCUUCAUUAGUCAGUGGUGCUCAAAAACGGUUUGCUUAAAGUUAACUUUUCUCCCCCUCAUAAAUUUCUUUGUUUUGCUGAACACAAAGAAAGAUAUUUGUAAUAAACCAGGAAACAAAGGCACCAUUGACUUCCAUAGUAAAAAAAAGUCAGUGGUGCUCAAAAAUGGUUUGGUUACAAACAUUGCUCAAAAUUCAUUUACUUAACCCUCAAAUGAUAAGUUUCUUUGUUCUGCUGAAUGUAAAGGAAGAUAUAAUGAAGCAGGAAACAGAAGCACCAUUGACUUCCAUAGUAAAAAAAUACUGCUAUGGAAGUCGGUGGUGCUCAAAAAUGGUUUGGUUACAAACAUUGCUCAAAAUUCAUUUACCUAACCCUCAAAUGAUAAGUUUCUUUGUUCUGCUGAAUGUAAAGGAAGAUAUAAUGAAGCAGGAAACAGAAGCACCAUUGACUUCCAUAGUAAAAAAAUACUGCUAUGGAAGUCGGUGGUGCUCAAAAAUGGUUUGGUUACAAACAUUGCUCAAAAUUCAUUUACUUAACCCUCAAAUGAUACGUUUCUUUGUUCUGCUGAAUGUAAAGGAAGAUAUAAUGAAGCAGGAAACAGAAGCACCAUUGACUUCCAUAGUAAAAAAAUACUGCUAUGGAAGUCGGUGGUGCUCAAAAAUGGUUUGGUUACAAACAUUGCUCAAAAUUCAUUUACUUAACCCUCAAAUUAUAAGUUUCUUUGUUCUGCUGAAUGUAAAGGAAGAUAUAAUGAAGCAGGAAACAGAAGCACCAUUGACUUCCAUAGUAGUAUUUUUUUCCUUCUAUAGUAGUCGAUGGUGUUUCUGUUUCCUGAUUCAUUAGUCAGUGGUGCUCAAAAACGGAUUGCUCAAAAUUCAUUUACUCCCCCUCACAUUAUAAGUUUCUUCUUUCUGCUGAACACAAAGGAAGAUAUUUGCAAUAAACCAGGAAACAGAAGCACCAUUGACUUCCAUAGUAAGAAAAAUCCAUAGUGCUCAAAAACGGUUUGAUUAUAAACAUUUCUCAAAAUAUCUUCCUUUGUGUUCAUUAGAACAAAGAAAUUUACACAUUUCUAACAGGGCGGUGAGUAAAUGAUGACAGAAUUUUCAUUUUUGGGUGAACUACAUCUUAAUAAUCCCAUUCCUGCAAAAACCGUACAACGUCUGAGGUUAAUAUAACUCCAAAAUCAAAAGAAAAAUUGAAAAAGAAAAAAGUUGCAUGAAUAUAUACAUAUUUCAAUAGUAUUGUUAAUGCAUCAUUAAUAAGGGUAAUGAGAAUAGUCAUUAAGAAUAAUGAGAAAAACAGGCAAACUCAAAAAUAAAAUGUAAAUCCACACAUAAUAAUGAGAAUCUGUAGGAAGCGUUCUUGAUUUAUAUUAAAAUAAUGCAAAAAUGUGUCCCUAAAAUAGGUUAUUUACUAGAAAAUAAUUUAGCUUCUUUAGAUUUUGGGAUAAAAUGUCAAGAUUUCUAUAUAAAGACCACUAGAAGGAGCCCAUUCAUCGUGUUUCGGGUGUUUUCUGAAUCUAUUCAACUCAACGCUCUUUGCAGAUGUAUGCAAAACACACUGCCAGGUGCAGCUCUCGUUACAAGAAUAACCAGUUUCUUGUGUAUACAAUCUUAAUUGCAAUUGUAAGUUGCACAUGUCAAUAUUCACUGCACUUCUUAGUAAUUAAAUUGGAUGUAAUGAAAAAGACUAAUUAACUAAUUUGGGAACCAUCAUUUUCCUACAUCCUUAUUUUAGGAUUUCAUUUAUUUGAUGUAUUGUGAUACUCAGAAUGUGGCAUGGCAUAGGAUACCAGUGCCAGGAUGCCAAUUUUUGACCAUUGUGCCUAGGAAAUACAAGCGGUGGAGAAACAAUGACUUAUCAUCACAAUGUGUAUUUCUGAAAUACAAAAUAAGGGGCCUGCUUAUAAAUUACCAUCUCAUUUUAGUCUCUCUUUAGAUUAAGAAUGAAAAACUAAACAAAGAAAAAAUGAGUUUGGAUUGCUGGCUAAUCCACUCUUAAUAUUAUGGUCUGCUAUAUUUCUUAUAGUGGUGGUGUUAAAACCAGAAACACUUUACAAUAAGGUUGUAUUUGUUAACAUUAGUAAAUGCAUUAGUUAACAUGACAAAGUUAUUUGUGUCAUUUCAUGGUGCAUUAAAGGUGCAGUGUGUCAAUUUUAGAAGGAUAUUUUGACAGAAAUGCUAAAUAAUAUACAAAACUAUAUUAUCAGUGGUGUAUAAAGACCUUUCAUAAUGAACAUAAUGCGUUUAUUACCUUAGAAUGAGACGUUUUUAUCUACAUACACGAGGGUCCCCUUACGUGAAAGUCGCCAUUUUGUGCCACCAUGUUUCUACAGAAGCCCUUAACAGGCAAUUUGUUUCCAACGAUGGCAUGUUUGUCAGGUGAUGGCUUCCGUAGCUUCUUUGUGUGUUUCAUAAGCGAGGGGUGAGCAGUGGACUGAGCCGUUGGUUGCAAUUCACAACAUUACCACUAGAUGCCGCUAAAAUUUACACACUGCACCUUUAAGUAAUGUUACAACUUUUGAUAAAAAAAUUUACUGAUAUUAACAUGAACUAAGAUUAAUAAAUGCAGUAGAAGUAUUGUUCAUGGUUACUGUAGGUCAUGUUAGCUAAUGCAUAACUAAUGUUAAAAAAUACAGCUUUAUUGUAAAGUGUUACCGAAAACCCUUUGCUUUACCAGUGCAUGCAAAUGUCUGUUAGCUGUUCUUUAUUUCCUCUAAAACAAUAUUGCUCCUCUUCUUUUUAUUAUCAGUGACAGCAUUAUAUGUAGGUAACUUGAUGUAGCUUGGACAUUUAUAUAUCUGUAGAAAUGCACUGACAUUUGAGCUUAUACUGAAGCAAUGGAAAUCUUCUCAGACGCUGAGCGCAAUGCUCAAUCUUGUCCCCAAAUGCUGCCAUGCUCGUCUCAGGACUACACAGAAAGCUGCUUUGAUUGUGGUCUGUCCAUUUUGAAGUCGACAACAUUAGUACAAUUUUCCAACUUUACCACAAGUGACACAUGAGAAGGUUACUGGGUGUUUUAUUUUAGAUAAUCUAUCAUUUUACACUUAUAAUGAAAGAUGAAGAUCUUCUGGAAAGGAUAGGAAUGGUUACACUAUUUUGUUUUUGAUUAAAGAAGGUCAUGAAUAAACAAAGAUGGUUUAAAGUUGUAACGCUGAAGGCAAGUAAAACCAAUGACGUUUGUAAUAUCUAUUUUGCUUCUAUAUCAUGGUACCAAAUGUUAACCCAUUUUGAAUCAUCCUUUGAGAUUGUACUGUAUAUUUCCACUUUCAUUUAAUUCUGUAUUUCAGACUUUUCCCUUGUUCAGUUUGUAAAUGUUAUUUCUCUGCUCACGUGUGUUUUAUCAAUUCUGUAUGAACACUUUCCAAAUUGUAUAUAAUUCGCUGUUCACUCGA
Molecule: messenger RNA, 7268 nt
Organism: Paramisgurnus dabryanus
Lineage: Eukaryota; Metazoa; Chordata; Actinopteri; Cypriniformes; Cobitidae
Gene: ccdc120a
Product: coiled-coil domain containing 120a
Source: RefSeq, a predicted model, not a curated record